This is a messenger RNA of Rotaria sp. Silwood1, 915 nucleotides long. Lineage: Eukaryota; Metazoa; Rotifera; Eurotatoria; Philodinida; Philodinidae. The record is from the annotation of a GenBank genome assembly.
AUGGGCUCUUCAAAUAGUCAUCCUAACAGUGCUAAUGCACAAACUGAAUCUGCUCCUGAAUCAUACAGAAUCGAAAGUGCAUCAAAUGAUUCUGAUCCUCCAUCUAAUCAACAUAGAAUCCAAAGUCCACCAUUAAAGUCCAACUUUAAUGAAAUGUUAAACAACCCCAGAAGUUCUCCUGUAGAGCAAAACAAUACAACAUCACAACGAUUUUAUAGAAUUUCUAUCAGUACAUUUAAUCUUCUGGAACUUAUUGAUGGCUACCUUAAUGAACCGAUAGUAUCUCUCGAAGAAGCUCUUGAACCUGUUGGUAGGACAAUUAUCGAUUUGCCUACCUACAUUGAAGAAGCUAAGACUAAAUGUCAUUAUCCAUCGGAACAUGGGCUUAGUCGGGAUGAAUCAGCUGCUAUCUAUAUUUACACAAUGGCAUUAAAGAAAAAAACAUUUUUUGAUCAUUUUCAAGAGGCAUGGAAUUCUAGAAGUCGAUCGACAAUGAAGCCUUGGGUGAAAUACAUAAGAUUAUUUCGAAGUGCACUUGAUAAACUACCUAGAGCAAAAAAUGAAGUUUGGCAAGGAAUGGCUAAUGAUGUAAUGCUUGAAAAGAUAUUAACAUCAAAAUCACCGUUUCUUUAUUCGUGCUUGAGUUCAUGCUCACCAUGGAAUAGUGAAGUUGUGGAUUAUCUCCAGAAGAAUGUUAGCAAGAAUUUGAUGAUCGUUGGUUAUAAAUCGGUAAAUGGAAGAUCGGUAACCGGCUAUACAGCUGAUCAAAUGGACGAAGUCAUCAUAUGGCCUGGUGUGAAAUUGACCCCAAAACAUUACGUCAUUGUCAAAGAAACUUCUUCAAUUAUUGUUCAUCUCGUAAGACAGGAUGGUAAGUUGUCUUGUCAUAUAUUUAUGCAUUUUUCUGUCUACUAA